Molecule: messenger RNA, 415 nt
Organism: Prorocentrum cordatum
Lineage: Eukaryota; Dinophyceae; Prorocentrales; Prorocentraceae
Source: the annotation of a GenBank genome assembly
UCUCUAGGCCUGCGAAAGAACAGGGCCGGUGAGAAGAGCCCGCACUCCGUGCAGGACCUGGGCAGCCCCCUCGGCGGCCGCCCCUGCAGCACAAAACUCCCGCCAAACGCGGACCAGCCUGACGCGGAGGGGGAGGAGGGGGAGGAGGAGGAGGAGGAGGAGGAGGAGGAGGAGGAGGAGGAAAAGGAGAGAGGCGGAGGAGGGAAGGAGUGGGCUGCGUGCUGGCCAAAGCUAGCGGGCUGGAAGCAGUGCCCACGUGUAUAUACACGGACAUGCAUACAUUCAUGCAUGCAGAGCUGCUUUCUUGUGCUUACAGGUGUGAGCACUGCAGCAUACACGGGAUGCAUCGCAUAGCUUGCACAACAAAGCUUUCAUACCACAUAGACUGCACCACGCGGGUUGCACCACAUAUUUU